Molecule: messenger RNA, 1791 nt
Organism: Mucor mucedo
Lineage: Eukaryota; Fungi; Mucoromycota; Mucoromycetes; Mucorales; Mucoraceae
Exons: 9
Coding region: 36-1688 (550 amino acids)
Molecular function (GO): protein binding
Source: RefSeq, a predicted model, not a curated record
UUUAUUUUUUUUUUAUUUUUUGGGAUUAAAUAAGCAUGAAACUUUGUUUGAUUGUUUCACUUUUAUUUUUGACAGCCACAAAACCCACCUUAUCACAGAGCGUCCAAGCUAGAUAUGACCCUGCAUGUGGUUACUUAUCCGACAAGAUUUAUUGUUUUGGGGGUUUGACAACAGCGGGUACAAGCUUUCCGGAUUCUACAAUGGUGAUGUUAGACAUUGUAAAUGGUAGUGGAAGCACGUUAGAUGAAUUAAAAGAUCAAUGGGUAACUGUUACUACCUUUCCAAACGGACUCGAUAUCACAACAAGAGCCUAUACCCAGUCUAUGCAGCUUUCCGAUGGUAAAACUUUGCUAAUCAGUGGAGGAUGGAACAACGAUUACACCAAUUUAGCUGUACAGACACUAGCGUUCAAUGCAGAAGACUUGGGAUGGCGUGGAUUUGCAAAUUAUACAGAAUAUCCUUAUGGGGAUAGACAAAUCUAUUACGCAUCUUCAGUAUAUGUACCCAAUUAUGGAGUUGGAUACUAUGGUGGUAUUGAAACUAAUUACAAUGCUAGUUGGUCUUACCCUGGUAUAAAUGUAUCGCAAUACCAAGAUGAAACAGAACAAUUGCGAUAUAUAGGUUAUACUGGUCUUACUUUUUUUAAUAUUGAUCAGCCAGAGAACCCCUGGUCAGUCUACCCCAACCAGCUUGAUAAGCCGAAUGUAUUUUCCAUGUAUCAAAGGUCUAUUUUUGACUCCAAAAGUAACAGCAUCUUUUUCUUCGGUGGUAUAUAUCAAACGUCUUCUCUUAACAAUACUUUUGACUAUACUUUUGAGAGCUCUGUUUUAUUCAACUUAACCAAGGGUCAGUGGGGCACCCAAGGAUUUACAGGAUCUGGACCAAGUCCAAGAUACGGUCAUACAGCUACCUUAGUCGGACCUAAUCAAAGAGAUGUUCUUAUAUACGGAGGAACCAACAAUAAAAAUAAUAACAGAGCUCUUUUGGAUUUUUGCUUCACUCUAAAUCUGGAUACAUAUCAAUGGACACAACAAAACAUUGUCUCUUCCCCUAACGUUGUUUUAAUUAGAACUGAUCACUCCGCUUUAGUAAUAAGCCACGAAACAGUUUUCAUGGUUUUUGGAAAAGACUCCUCUGAUUCACCAACUUUGUCAGUAGUAGUUUUGAAUGUGACAAAUCCAACCAAUGUAACAUUGGUAGAUAGAUACAUUGACCCUAAGGGAUCUUUGAUACCAAGAAUAACGAAUUCCAAAGGAUCAGAAACGGGGUUGAGCACAGGUGCUAUAGCCGGUAUUGCUGUUGGUGCUACUGCUGCUGGUUUGCUUGGGAUUGGGGCUAUAAUAUUUUUUAUUUUAAGAAAGAAAAGGGCCGAAAAGAAAAAGCGUGAAGCAUUAGAGGCAGAAAAACAAAAAGAUCAGCAAAUCGAAGAACCGACGCAUGUUAAUUGGGUAGAACUUGAAAAGUAUGCGGAUGCUAUGAGCCCUACAAGUCUACCAAGCCAAUUUACCUACUCUCCUCGCCUAAAUGAUGAUUCAACCACAAUUGUCAGCAGUAGCCCAAUAGUAAAUAAACCAAGUCCCAUGCUGAUUCAACAAGGGUUAGAUUAUCAACGUCCAAAUGCCAUUGACGAAGAAGGCCCUAGUGGUGUAGCGAGAUAUCCGUCUUUACAAAAACCCGAUGGUGCAUAAUCAGUAGUAGCAUAACGAGUUCUUUAUCUUAUGGAGUGGAACAUAUAUCAGUAAUAAUUUUUAUCUUAAUCUACAAUAAAAUCAAACCACAAUAUAACUUUAA